This is a messenger RNA of Heterobasidion irregulare TC 32-1, 667 nucleotides long. RefSeq names its product Cerato-platanin (gene CerPla1). The record is from RefSeq and is a predicted model, not a curated record. The transcript has 2 exons. Lineage: Eukaryota; Fungi; Basidiomycota; Agaricomycetes; Russulales; Bondarzewiaceae. Bases 80 to 496 code for a protein of 138 amino acids.
CUCAAUCGGUCUGUGCUCUCAUCUCUGUCGUCCUCCUAUCUCUUUACGUCUGUCCACGACAACCCUCCGUCCACCGACAAUGAAGUUCACGUUCGCCCUCGCAUCCCUCGCCGUUCUCGCAUCUACAGCGUUCGCCACUGACGUCCGCUACGACGAGACUUAUGACAACGCCAACGAACCCCUCACGGACGUCGCCUGCUCCGAUGGCACGAACGGCCUCAUCAACAAGGGCUUCAGCACCCUCGGCUCUUUACCGUCUUUCCCGAACGUCGCUGCUGUCCAGGCGAUUGCCGGGUGGAACUCACCUAGCUGUGGGACUUGCUGGGAGGUCACGUACAACGGCCGUAGCGUCCUUGUCACGGGGGUGGAUCAUGCCGGCGACGGAAUCAACAUGUCGUUGGAGGCGAUGAAUACCUUGACGAACAAUCAGGGUGUGGCGUUGGGUACUGUGUCGGCGACAGUAACGCAGGUUGCGGCGUCCCAGUGUGGAUUGUAGGAUCAUGCAUGAAAAUUAGGAAGAUCGUUACGCUUUGGACUUUGGACUUUGGACUUUGGACGUGUCAUUGGACUUUCGGGGACUUGUUAUGGAUGCUCUUUUAUCAGCUUUCCCAUCGUGCAGUGUGUGUUGCUCUUCGUCUAGCGAAUGAAUUGCUUUGUGUCUUCUUUC